CCGGCUUCCGCGGGCGGCCAUGGAGAAGUUGCGGCGGGUGCUGAGCGGGCAGGACGACGAGGAGCAGGGCCUGACGGCGCAGGCCCUGGAUGCCUCGUCCCUCAGCUUCAGCACCAGGCUUAAGUUGUUCGCCAUCUGCUUCGUCAGCGGUAUCUUCUGCUCCAUCCUCGGCACGGGCCUGCUGUGGCUGCCAAAGGGCAUGAGGCUUUUUGCUGUCUUCUACACUUUGGGGAACAUCGCCGCUCUGGCCAGCACCUGCUUCCUGAUGGGGCCUGUGAAGCAGCUGAAGAAGAUGUUUGAGACCACCCGGCUGAUGGCCACAGUCCUCAUGCUUCUCUGCCUGGUGCUGACCCUCUGUGCUGCUCUCUGGUGGGAGAAGAAGGGUCUGGCCGUGUUCUUCUGCAUCUUGCAGUUCCUGUCCAUGACCUGGUACAGCCUGUCCUACAUCCCUUAUGCCAGGGAUGCGGUGAUCAAAUGCUGCUCGUCUCUUCUGGGCUGAGAAUCAGCCACCUGUGGAAAGAUCAUCUGAAAGUGGAUGUUCCCUCCUGGCUGCACUUCUGCUGAUCAAUGCUUACUCCUGAGCCGCUACUAACACCAGGCCCUGGUGGGACUGUGGGGCCCUACAGGUCCUGCCCCUCCACCCACGAGCUCUUUCUGGGGUCUGGAGAGCAUAAUCAUUGCCAGUAUAUGCGAUUAUUUGCCAGUUUUUAUCUGUUCGACACAGUAUUGUUGAGAUACAAAUAUUUCAGAAGAGAUUCUGAUGGCUAGGUAGAGUUUGUUUUUUUUCCUCCUUUGAAAUAUACAUUUUUUAAAAAUUCCUUUUAUAAAAGCAAACACCUUUUAACUGUGAACAUUUUUACUCUUAAGCUAAAGAUGGCUUAUUCUAUACAAUAAAUAAUAUAUGGAUUCUUGGCA
Messenger RNA from Suncus etruscus (white-toothed pygmy shrew), 915 nucleotides. RefSeq names its product SFT2 domain containing 1 (gene SFT2D1). Gene Ontology annotation, biological process: vesicle-mediated transport. The record is from RefSeq and is a predicted model, not a curated record. The coding region runs from base 20 to 499 and encodes 159 amino acids. NCBI's taxonomy places the organism in Eukaryota, Metazoa, Chordata, Mammalia, Eulipotyphla, Soricidae. The transcript has 8 exons. Gene Ontology annotation, cellular component: membrane.